AGUUGAAGAAGCGCUGAUGUACACGUUGCGGUGUGCGUCCUCAAUCAGCGUGAUUAGUAACAACCUGAGGAGAAAGGAGAAUUAAUCAGAAUGACGUCUUUCGCGUACUGUUUCGCAAUAUGUCUUUGCGUCCUAGUGAACGCGGAGGCGUCACUUUACGACGACGAUUACGACACCUACACUAAGGCGUACGACUAUAAAACAUCAGAAAGCCGUACCUGUACAUCGGCAGAAUUCCGCUGCAAAACCGGACGAUGCAUCCCAAUAUCAUGGCGGUGUGACAACGAGAAGGACUGUUCAGAUGGCUCAGAUGAAGAACCAGGCACUUGCAAAGUGGAGGCCUGCGGUCCAGAAGAGUUCACCUGUCGGGGGAAACGCGGAGAAUGCGUGCCGCUCACUUGGAUGUGCGACGACAACCCGGACUGCUCGGAUGGAUCUGAUGAGAAAGCAUGCAAUGAGACCUGUCGCUCGGACGAAUUUACCUGUGGCAACGGCAAAUGUAUACAGCAGAGAUGGGUAUGCGAUGGCGAUGACGACUGCGGUGACGACAGCGACGAGGCCAAAUGUCCCGCGCCUACCUGCCAACCGCACACACACUUCUCUUGUGCGGAUGGACACUGCAUAUCGGCAUGGUGGCGUUGCGACGGAGACAUCGACUGCCCUGAUGCUAGCGAUGAAAUGGGAUGCGCCACGACACCGAAAGUGACAUCGCCGUGCAUAUCAACAGAAUUCGAAUGUAAAGACCGUAUGACCUGCGUCCAUAAAGCUUGGGUGUGCGACGGAGAUAAGGAUUGCCCAGACGGAGGAGACGAGGCUCCAGGGAUCUGUCGCGGGAACGUUACCUGCAGACUCGACCAAUUCCAAUGCAAAGAUCACAGCUGCAUUCCUGGCGCCCUGUACUGUAACGGAGAUAAGGAUUGCCCUGACGGCAGCGAUGAAUUCAACUGCACGCGCGCUAAGCCAGUUUGUGACAAGAAAACUGAGUUCGACUGUGGCGGAUCCAUGUGUAUCCCUCUCUCGAAAGUUUGCGACAAAAAGCCCGACUGUCCCAACUUCGAGGACGAGCCGCGCGACAAGUGCGGCGCAAACGAGUGCGCGAAAAACAAUGGCGGAUGCACACAACGCUGCGUCGACACACCCGUCGGAUAUUACUGCGACUGCGACAAAGGAUACAAACUGGUUGAUAACAGGACGUGUGAAGACGUGGACGAAUGUGCCGAUCCAGGGGCGUGCUCACAAAUGUGCAUUAACGAGAAGGGAACCUUCAAGUGCGAAUGCCACGCCGGCUACGCCAGGGACCCGAGAGACCGAACUAGGUGCAAGGCUACUGAAGGACACCCGUCCCUGCUCUUUGCCAGACGAUUUGAUAUCAGGAAGAUCAGUUUAGACCACCACGAAAUGGUGGCCAUCGUCAACGACACCAAGUCGGCAACCGCGCUUGAUUACGUGUUCAGAACAGGCAUGAUCUUCUGGAGCGAUGUUACCGAUGAAAAGAUAUACAAAGCACCUAUCGACGAAGGUACACAGAGAACAGUCGUCAUCGGCGAACAGCUGAUAACUUCCGAUGGCUUGGCAGUCGACUGGAUCUACAACCAUCUCUACUGGACGGACACUGGCAAAAAUCACAUAGAACUGUCAGACCUGCAGGGCAACAUGAGGAAAAUAUUGAUCAGGGACAGAUUGGAGGAGCCUAGAGCCAUCGCGCUGAAUCCUCUUGAUGGGUGGAUGUACUGGACUGACUGGGGUCAGGUGCCGAAGAUCGAGCGAGCCGGUAUGGAUGGCUCGCAUCGACAGACCAUCGUGUCCUACGACGUCAAAUGGCCCAAUGGUUUGACGUUGGACCUCGUACGCAAGCGUGUGUACUGGGUGGAUGCAAAAAUGAACACCAUCUCCUCUUGCAACUACGACGGUACCGGGCGCAGGGUGAUCCUCUACUCCACUGAUGUACUUCGUCAUCCGUUCUCGAUCACCACCUUCGAAGAUUGGGUGUACUGGACCGAUUGGGACAAGACUGCCGUGUACCGAGCCAACAAGUUCAACGGGAAAGAUGUUGAGGCUAUCACGUCUACACACACUCUCCAGAAUCCCAUGGUGAUUCAUGUGUACCACCCUUACCGCCAACCCGACGGGGUGAACCACUGCGCGGCAGUCAACGGCCACUGCUCUCACCUCUGCCUGCCAGCACCCAGGAUAGGACCUAAUUCGCCUCGCGUCUCCUGCGCCUGUCCAAAUGGUCUCAGACUGUUGCCAGACAACCUGAUGUGCGUCGAAGACAAUUCGGAACAAGAUGUGGAAGUGCAAAAACAGAAUGUUGGUACAAAACCUCCUAUAAUAAAUGAAGAAAAAUCUGUUACCAGUGUCCCCGAAACGCCCAAGACUGGCACAGAAAUCUCAAGCAGCGACCGUAACGCGGGUGUGGUGGCGGCCGUCGUUGUAGGCGUCAUCACCGUAGUUAUAAUUCUAGUAGCACUGAUCGCUAUGCUCGUGUACCGUCACUACGUGCACCGCAACGUCAGAUCUAUGAACUUCGACAACCCGGUGUACCGCAAGCAAACAGAAGACCAAUUCGCACUGGAGAAAAAUGGUUAUGCACCGGGAUCGAAGCUGUACCCGAGCACUGUGGGAGAGGAGGCCCAAGAACCACUCAAUACACCAGCUACAAAUGACUUUGUAUAGUGUGCAAGCCGGCAGCAAAUAUAUUACUGUCUCAUUAAAUGUGAAAAGAAAAAGAAGGACAUGUGAUACUUAAAAUAGUGUUAAACCAGUGAAUGGGACAUAAAUAAGCUAAAGUUUUGUAGGAAACUCUAAAAUAGAGUUAGCUUUAGUGCAGUGAAGUGUGAUGCUUACUUGAACAAAGUUCUGUCGAUGUCAUGCGUCGUGUUGGAUCUCAAAGUAAGGUUUUCUAUGGAACUCCUUACAAUAUCCGUAUUAAAAAGCGUAAUGAGAUCUUCAAAAAAGCUUUCUAUGCAACAACUACUUGAAUCACAUUUACAACUUCAUGGGUACAUCAUACCAUGACUCUUUUUUGUCGUUAAUAAAUUUCUCAAUGAUCUUGUGGAUACAAUAGAAUUAACGUAUUCAACAGUAAAUGCCUGGCGCAUUGUAAUUAUUAUUGAUACAUUUUACAAUUUUUUAUAUUCCAAUUAAGUUAAGUGUCUGAUCGCUUUGCAAGAAUAGUUACUUUUUGUAAAAUGAAGUUAAGAUCAGUCCAUGCACAAAAAUGCUCAUUGCAAUUGCAUUUUAUAUAGAACAUGUACUUAUUUAUCGGAAAUUAUGAUUCGUUUUGAAACUCAAACUUUGUACUGAUUUAUUAUACAAGUUUUGAUAUACCUACUAAAAGACAGUCACUAACUUAUUUUGAUGUAUAUUCCUAUAGAUUAAAUAAAAUUAUUUAUUUAUUGAUAUAUAAAGACACACUGAAUUAUCUAGGCUAAUUAAAUGAAAUGCUGUGUGUGCCAAAUUAGAGAAAAUUAAUUUGCCAAAUUUAUCAUUACAUAUUUAAUGAACAUGAAUUUAUGUAAGUACUAUUUUUUUUAACAAUUUUUCUCUUCUGACUACAUGACAAAAAUGUGUUGCCAUGUAUUUAUUUGAAUUUAUAAAACGUUGUUAUACAAUGCUGUUUUUCAAUAUAUAAUAUUUUAUGUAACGGUUGUGUUUACCAUCCAAUAUUAUUAUAUCAUUAGUAUUUAUAUUAAAUUAAAGUUUGGAAUGUGACAUCGUCGAUCAAAAUCCUGCCAAAUCUAAAAUUUUAGCUUAUCUGUAAUGUAAUUCGAUUACAUUAAAAAUAAUCUUGAUGCACAUUUCAGAAAUGCCUAGCUCAAUAAGUGUGGUCACUAAAAUUAUUGUGUAAAUAUUAUCAGUAAAAUAUAUGUAAAAUGUGUUAUUCAAUUUCUUUCAUUUACUCCUUUUUGUCGUUUUAAAUUGAGUUGCUAAACUUAUACUUAAUAAUAUGGGAUAGGCAUAGGCAUUCGCAUAAUGAUAGCCAAGAAACUGUAAUUCCCAAAUCUACGUCAUCACUAUCAAACGAUCUUUCAACUCCUAUCAUAAUACUAUUCAAUGUGACAUUAAAAUGGUAUUUAGAAUCACAAAUAAAUGAAAAGAUUUAUCAUUUCUCGUAGGUCACUAGAUUCAGACGUUCACGAAAAUUACAAUGGUAAAUUUCGCCGCGUUGUUUCAACUAUAACUAGACUACAGUUAAAAUACCCGAGAAAAAUACAUAUUAAUAAAAAUUUUACACAUUUACUAUGUACCUAUUUAUCGUGAAAUUAACAUUAAACAACGCGGCCUAAGUAUGUAAUGUUUGUAUUUGUAACUCAGGUGGUACUUAUAGCCACGCUUUUUACAAUUAAUUCCUAGCCAUUGCCAAAUCUUAAUUUAGGCGGAGGUGUGUCAAUGACGUGGCUCAACGGUAACCGACAUCCAAGCCAAAAAUACUUACACGGUAACACUAGUAGGUCAGAACUCAUAACAGCAAGACUACUUUUAAAAGAUCGACAUUGAUUAAUCUUAAUGAAUGCAACCUACUUAUCUACUACCUACUAACGGCUGCACACAAAGACGUCAUAUGGUUUUAAGUUUGAUUAAUAAUGCUGUUUGCUAUCACUUUUGCGGGGAUAACAAUCAAGUGAAACAAACAGAACUUUGACAAUAAUGAAAUUUAAUUAGCCUCUCUAAGGCCCAUAUUGUAGAAA
Messenger RNA from Chilo suppressalis (striped riceborer), 4691 nucleotides. The record is from the annotation of a GenBank genome assembly. Lineage: Eukaryota; Metazoa; Arthropoda; Insecta; Lepidoptera; Crambidae.